AUGGCUCGAGCAGUUGGGCGUAUUUGUGGUGCUAAAGGUCGUAUUCGUAUGUGCAUUGAAAACGCUACACGAACUCGCAUAGUUGUUGCCGAUGAAACCAUCCACAUUCUAGGAAGCAAUGACCGUAUAGCAGUUGCCCGACGUGCAAUAUGUGAUCUGAUAUUAGGUGCUCCGCCAAACAAAAUUUUCGGAAAAAUUCGGACACAUGCGGCUAGACUAGAUUCUUCUUUGUAA
Messenger RNA from Schistosoma spindalis, 234 nucleotides. The record is from the annotation of a GenBank genome assembly. NCBI's taxonomy places the organism in Eukaryota, Metazoa, Platyhelminthes, Trematoda, Strigeidida, Schistosomatidae.